GCUUUCCGACAGUGGUGUAGCUCUGACGUAUUGGUGAGGCAAGACUCGAGGAUAGCUUGGGAUAGCUUGAGGAUAGCUGUUUUGGUGUUGUGCCUGUUGUUGUUGUUUGUUGUCCGACGAGUCGUGCGUGCUUGGUUCGCCCGAUUCCGUGCGUUCUCUUUCGCCCCAACCGUUCAAGAAAAGUUGAAGAAAUAAGGGGUAGUGAUGGAUGAUCGACAGUAUAUGAUGCGUUACUGAUCGGCGGUGGUAUGCCGGUGUGGAAGGACGCGCGUGCACGAAAACCUGUGUCGAGUUUUAUGUCGAGUUGGAGGGUCCAACAAAAGUUGAAGAGGCGAAUGGGCCUGUUUUUAUACAACUUCUUCUUCGGAAGCGACUGUCAAUUUCGUCGGGCAGCGACUGAGCAACCAGAUGCUGGCGACUGCUGCUUGUUGUGCUGUGCUGAUGGUGUGGUCGGUGUGUGUGUGUGUGUGGUUCGCUUCGACUCGAACCUCCACUUCAAUGCGCUUCGGUUCGCCUGGUUGGGUGGUACAGGAGCUUCGCGGUUUAUAAUGGAAAUUCCGUCAAGCUGUCGCCACCCUUCUUUUUCUGGAACCCACAAUCUUUUUUGGAAGGUCUGGAGGGGCUCAGAAGCAAAUUGGGAGAUUUCGUUCGAUUCGGAUGGAGAGUGGUUAUGUACUGGGAAUUGGAUGUAUGUCGGUAAAAGAGAUUCCCUCGAGUGCCCUGAUUAGGUCUGGAUGGUGGUGGGGCCCUAUGAUGUUGGAUGUGUGGUAUUGCGACUGUGACCUCGACGGUGCCUGUUGCUUCUGUUGUUCUAGAGGUACCCAACUUGUAUAUGUAGAGUUAUUUGCUCUCAGGUCAGUGGACGAUAUUACGUUGGGAGGGAGGAAUGGAA
Neurospora crassa OR74A is the source of this 892-nucleotide messenger RNA. RefSeq lists its product as hypothetical. The coding region runs from base 249 to 728 and encodes 159 amino acids. The record is from RefSeq and is a predicted model, not a curated record. The transcript has a single exon. NCBI's taxonomy places the organism in Eukaryota, Fungi, Ascomycota, Sordariomycetes, Sordariales, Sordariaceae.